Messenger RNA from Rhododendron vialii, 1088 nucleotides. RefSeq names its product universal stress protein PHOS32-like. The transcript is spliced from 5 exons. The record is from RefSeq and is a predicted model, not a curated record. The coding region runs from base 83 to 781 and encodes 232 amino acids. Lineage: Eukaryota; Viridiplantae; Streptophyta; Magnoliopsida; Ericales; Ericaceae.
CCCAAAGACCAACAAAAUCCGCACAGUCAACGAUCGGAGCUCAAGAUUUGACCCCAAUUCUCUCUCUCUCUCUCUCUCUCUUAUGCAGCCGGACUCCGACCUACCACCCCUCUCCGCCAUCAAAGUCAAGCCCUCCCCUUCCCCUUCCCGCUUCGCCCCUCCCAUUCCCACCACAGACACCCCCACAGCCGGCGCCCAACGCCGCAUCGGCAUCGCCGUCGACCUCAGCGGCGAGAGCGCCUUCGCCGUCGAGUGGUCCGUCCGCCAAUACCUCCGCCCCGGCGACGCCGUCAUCCUCCUCCACGUCCGCCCCACCUCCGUCCUCUACGGCGCCGAUUGGGGCGCCAUAGACCUCUCCGUCGUCAACGAGGAGUCGAAGCAGAAGCUCGAGGACGAGUUCGACGCGUUCACGGUGACGAAAGCCGAUGACGUGGCGCAGCCGCUUGUGGAGGCGGGGAUUCCGUUUAAGAUCCAUAUAGUGAAGGAUCAUGAUAUGAAGGAGAGGUUGUGCUUGGAAGUGGAGAGGCUGGGGUUGAGUGCGGUGAUUAUGGGGAGUCGCGGGUUUGGUGCAACGAAGAGAGAUAAUAGUGGGCGGCUUGGGAGUGUUAGCGAUUACUGUGUGCGCCACUGUGUUUGUCCGGUGGUGGUUGUGCGGUAUCCGGAGGAGAAAGACGGUGGUGGUGGUGUAGAGCCCGUAGUUUCUGUGGCUUCUGCGGUGGAAGAUGAGGAGGAGGAGGAGCCUGAGUACCAUGAUGCCACCGAUCAUCGGAAAGAUAACUAGCUGGAACUCCACGGAGGACUCCGUUAACUGCAGGUUAUUUUUGUUGCUUCUGAUAUUUCAUGGUAUGUCUGAAGGGAGCUUCUGGGUUUUCUUUUGGUGCUAUGUAAAUUGUGGAAGGUGUAUCAGCUGCAAUUUAAGCCUGGUUGUAUGAGAACUGAUUACAUGUUAUUGAUGGGUGGAUCAUGAGGAGUAAACGAGCAGUGGUUGUUCACUCCGUCUCUCCUUACCAACUAAUUGUCACUUGUUAACUGAAUCCUUGUAUGGACAUAUCACGCAUUUUCUGGGAGUAAAAUUCAGCUUUUGCUUA